UAUUGAAACAUCUUCAAAAUGAAGUGUAUUAUUGUUGUUAUUUACUCAAUUGUUUUAAAAGCUUUUCUUCAUGUGUUGUGGAGCUUCACCAGAGUGAUCCACGUUCCUUUUUUCUGCUUUUGUUUGACUGCUGGACUCACGGUGGACAACUCCUCUUCCAUCAGGAUCCUGGACAAGCGUCAAGACUGCAAUCAACUGGGUCUUAAGAACUGCCAAAUUAAAAACUGCUCAGACGAGCUCAUUGUCAUACCUCGACAACAUGCUCCUAACAGACCAGAAAUGGGUUCCCAUAUUUUGGGUGUCUGGAUGGACGAACGCGGACCUGUUUCUGUUGUGAAUGUGUCAUGGACAAUAAAGUCAGAUGGAAAUGUAAAAGUCCUUCGGGGAUCACAGAUAGAUUUUCUGGAUGAAAGUACAAAUCAAAGUUUGUGUGUGCGGUUUGUUUUCAUCCUCAGCCAACAGCUAAAUCCAAACCAUAGUAAGUGGAAAUUUUCCUUGGAUGGACUCGUGGUAGAGCCUCACCAUUCGUACAGACUGUCAAUUCUUAAUCUGCCAGAGCCUGCAGAUGACCCCGAGAGGCUUAGAAUGAACAUUAACAUCCCAGGAUGUGAUGACACGAGAAUCCAAGAGGCCAAAAUGUGUCUGGAAAAUGGUAGUCUUUGGAAUCCUCACAUUAAUCAUUCGGUGGAUCUUACUAAAGGAAAGUUUUCCAUCGAUGUGCAUUUUGAAGCAGCACAAUAUUCAGAGAGAUACCAAGUGUCCAUCCACAGUAAAGGUUUCAAUUCCUCAAAGAGUGUCUCAAAGGAAAACAAAACAUCGCUGACUGUGACAUUUGAGUUUGGGUGGGGGCAGCUUCCACAGUGUAAAAUGGAGUUAUUGAUUCAGCCGUUUUUUGUUGGAUGCAAGAAUGACUGUUGGCGUCCCAAGAAAGAUAUAGAUUUAUGCCAGUAUUAUCCACCCCGGACUUUAAUUAUAAAGGCAUGCUUGGCACUGCUUGUCUUUGGUGGUUUUCUUGCCUUUGUACUGUGGAGAGCUUUCCAGAAAGAUCCUGUGAACUCAUCUUUAUCUGCUGCCAAACAACAACCAGAAGGUUUUCAAGUUCGAGAGAGAAGAAGACUCCUCGUCAUUUACUCCCUGGACCACCCUUUAUACAAAAACAUUGUCCUCAAGCUUAGUGCAUUUCUGGCAACCAAAUGUGGUACUGAAGUGUUCUUGGAUCUGCUGGACUCCACAAGGCUGGGAGUGUUGGGAAGCAUUCAGUGGCUGGACUGGCACAGGGAACAAAUUGAAAACUCUAAAGAUAAGAUACUAAUCCUGUGCUCAAGAGGAGUUAAAGCCAAAUGGAAAGCCAUGUGUGGAGACAAACAGGUAUUUCUGAGAGAGGACGCCCGCUCAGUUAUGGGUGACAUGCUCAGUCCAGCCCUCAGCCUCCUGGUACCCCAUUUUAUCAGAUCUGCGUCAUUUGAAAAAUACAUAGUGGCUUACUUUGAUGAUGUUUGUUCUGAAGAUGAUGUUCCUUCACCUUUCAACAUUACAUUGAGAUACAAGCUGAUGAAACAGUUUGAGGAGCUCUUUUUCAGGAUCCUGGACACUGAGAUGCACGAGCCCGGCAUAGUGAAUCACAUUGAUGGGCUUUCAGAGGAAAAGUACCACCAGUGUGCCUCCGGUAGAGCCCUGAGGGACGCCAUAGAGGCUUUUCAUGCAUACCAGCUGGAGCAUCCCCAGUGGUUUGAAGAGGAAUUACUGGAGAGCUCAAAGACCUCAUCUGAAAUCUGUGAUGAUGCAAAAUCAACCAUAAACCUCAUGACAUAUCGUGAACCUGACUCAGCUCAAGUCACCAGUCAUUUAAAUACACAAGAAACUGAUUUCACUGUCAACACAUCGGGACUUUACGUGGCUGAAGAGCUUCAAAUGUGCACUUCUGUGGAGUUUAACCAACUUAUAUCUGAGAACAUGCAGCAUGUUUGAUUAAAUUGUGGCAAUGUUUUGGGACGAUCUUCUCCACUGUUGGUGGAAACUUUGAAACAUUCAUCAUGGGCAACACAUUUUUUGUCUCUGGAAAUGGCCUUUGUGGAGUCCUGCAAUUUCUGAGUGACUUUCUAGUUUUACCAAGUUUAUGCUUCCCUUCAUAUCAGUGCUGCAGUUAUUUUUUUGUAUGCUGCAUUAAUGUUAAUAUAACUUGCUUUCACUCAGGAGACAGAUCCAAAGUAGCUAUAGCACAGAGAUCUGCGGUUGAUGCUUUUGGUCUGUGUCAACAACGUUUUGGUCAAAGUUCAGCCUACUGGGCAAAGUUUCUAUCAUUUCUGUUACACUGAAGAAGGUAAGACUAGUCUUGAUUUGUGACACUGUUUUGUAUUAUAAUUAACUGAUUUAAUCUAAUGUGCUAUGGACUUUUUUAUACUGUAAAGCAUGGACAUGUGUAUUGUAUUAUCACAGGUAAAAGGUGUCCCUGCUGCAUUAAAGCAUGUGACCAGAAAUAAGUAAAUGUUGAUACUCCUUUGUAUGAUGUACAUCUGAUCUGUUCAUUAUAAUUCCAAGUGUUUGUUGGUGUGUUUCUGAUCCUCUCAGUGUUGUUGAUGAGAUA
This is a messenger RNA of Trematomus bernacchii (emerald rockcod), 2584 nucleotides long. RefSeq names its product interleukin-17 receptor A. The transcript is spliced from 11 exons. Lineage: Eukaryota; Metazoa; Chordata; Actinopteri; Perciformes; Nototheniidae. Bases 19 to 1968 code for a protein of 649 amino acids. The record is from RefSeq and is a predicted model, not a curated record. Gene Ontology annotation, molecular function: interleukin-17 receptor activity.